AUGAAAGGCAUUAAAAGAUUUUCUAGACCAACAUCUACCUCAUCAAAGAAGACAUUAAAAAAAAAUGAGAAAAAAGCGUUUAAUGCACUAACCUUGGUACCUAGAUUGAUGCACGUAACAGAAGGAAGCCCUUGGUGCUCAGAAGAAAUUCAAAAUAUCGAGAAUUCAUUCUGA
This is a messenger RNA of Dentiscutata erythropus, 174 nucleotides long. The record is from the annotation of a GenBank genome assembly. Lineage: Eukaryota; Fungi; Glomeromycota; Glomeromycetes; Diversisporales; Gigasporaceae.